This is a messenger RNA of Doryrhamphus excisus (bluestripe pipefish), 2607 nucleotides long. RefSeq names its product scaffold protein ILK. The record is from RefSeq and is a predicted model, not a curated record. Gene Ontology annotation, molecular function: ATP binding; protein binding; protein serine/threonine kinase activity. Gene Ontology annotation, biological process: substrate adhesion-dependent cell spreading; cell-matrix adhesion; integrin-mediated signaling pathway. Lineage: Eukaryota; Metazoa; Chordata; Actinopteri; Syngnathiformes; Syngnathidae. Gene Ontology annotation, cellular component: stress fiber; focal adhesion.
UCCAUCCCCUGAGGUAUUGUAAUAUUAGCUGCAGUGCGCCAUGCCACCUGGAGGGGGCGUAACGUUUCUUUUCCCCAGUCCGCUGCAGGACCACCACGUCCUUACGGCGGUGAGGGUGUGGACGUAGGCACUGUCCACACUGCUUGAAGACACUGGGACACCGCACUUACCGUCUCUUGCGGCUACUUCAUCUUAAUAUAUCUGGGUUUUGUGAGUGCCACCCCCAAGGCUGUGCAAUUGUGUCCCUCACUAUUUUGGGUGAGGGACGGAUGCACGCCACCACCUCCGCUGGCUAAAACCUACCCCAUCACCCAUCUUAAAAUCUGAGUACGGCAUCCGAGAUGGAUGACAUCUUCACGCAGUGUCGAGAAGGCAACGCGGUGGCCGUGCGCUUGUGGUUGGACAACACAGAAAAUGACCUAAACCAAGGGGAUGACCACGGCUUCAGUCCUCUGCACUGGGCCUGCAGGGAGGGCCGCUCCAGUGUGGUGGACAUGCUCAUCAUGAGAGGCGCCCGCAUCAACGUCAUGAACCGCGGGGACGACACGCCUCUGCACCUGGCUGCCAGCCACGGGCACCGGGACAUUGUGGGCAAGCUGAUUCAGUGCAAAGCAGACACCAAUGCAGCCAACGAACACGGGAACACACCACUGCAUUACGCCUGUUUCUGGGGCCAAGACUUAGUGGCCGAGGAUCUGGUGAACAAUGGGGGUCAGGUGAGCAUCUGUAACAAAUAUGGGGAAACUCCUCUGGACAAAGCCAAACCUCAUCUGCGGGAGCUCCUCAGAGAAAAAGCUGAGAAAAUGGGACAAAACUUGACCAAAAUUCCCUUUAAGGACACCUUUUGGAAAGGCACCACCAGAACUCGACCCCGCAACGGCACUUUGAACAAACAUGCAGGCAUUGACUAUAAACAGCUCUCUCUCCUGGCUAGAAUAAAUGAGAACCAGUCUGGAGAGUUGUGGCAAGGGCGCUGGCAAGGAAACGAGAUUGUGGUCAAAGUGCUAAAAGUUCGCGACUGGACCACGAGGAAAAGCAGAGACUUCAACGAGGAGUAUCCCAAACUCAGGAUUUUUUCCCACCCGAAUGUCCUACCCAUGUUGGGAGCAUGUCAGUCUCCUCCCGCCCCUCACCCCAUCAUCAUCACACACUGGAUGCCUUAUGGCUCCCUCUACAACGUGCUGCAUGAGGGCACCAACUUUGUGGUGGACCAGACGCAGGCAGUGAAGUUUGCUUUGGACAUCGCCUGCGGGAUGGCCUUCUUGCACACGCUUGAACCCAUGAUUCCUCGCCACUACCUUAACAGCAAGAGCAUCAUGAUAGAUGAAGACAUGACAGCCAGGAUCAGCAUGGCGGACGUCAAGUUCAGCUUUCAGUGUCCCGGCAGGAUGUACUCGCCCGCUUGGGUCGCCCCUGAGGCCCUGCAGAAAAAGCCGGAAGAGAUCAACCGACGGUCAGCAGACAUGUGGAGCUUCGCUGUGCUGCUGUGGGAGCUGGUGACCAGGGAGGUGCCUUUUGCAGACCUCUCCAACAUGGAGAUUGGCAUGAAGGUGGCCUUGGAAGGCUUGAGACCCACAAUUCCUCCCGGCAUUUCCCCCCACAUCUGCAAGCUGAUGAAGAUAUGCAUGAACGAGGACCCGGCCAAGAGACCCAAAUUUGACAUGAUUGUGCCCAUUCUGGAAAAAAUGCAGGACAAGUGAAAGAAAGCCCCUCUAUGUGUUGUGGACAUCUUACCGCGGAUGUUGGCGCUUGCCGGUAUUGCCUUAAACAUUUUUUUUUAUUACCGCAGCAUUGAGCAGCAGUGUAUUUUCUUUUUCAGUGUGUGUUUUUUUUUUGUCCUCAUUGCUGAUGCAGUCUUCUCAGGAGCUCAGCAAGACUCUCCAUCAUGUUGACUGUAAUCUUACGGACUGAAUAUAUAACCUGUGGAGGGCAACACCACGCAUCACCUCAGUGGGUUUUAGUUGGAUCGGAAUGGUCUAUUUAUGCUGGAAACCUGUGCCAUGGAACAUACUACCCCAAAGCAGGUCUUUUCCAGACCUGUCACCAUUUCUAGCAGACUUCUGUGAUGUGUAAAGCUGUCCAAUCCCAAGUGUUUCUUGUACAUCAUAUAAUAAUUGUUUCUUUUUCAAUGAGUUACAGAUUUCUUAUUUGCUCUUUGUAUUUUUAAAUCGGAAUCCACUAUUUUUACUUAACACCCCAUUUCCAAAAAGUGUAGCCUAAAUGUGCAUAUCUUAAUUAUGACGUUGACGUCUUUUAGUUGUACAACAUCAAUUCAAAAGUGCCUGAGAAGAGACGUGUUAUUUUAAAUGUUGAAUUGUGGCAAACAUGCAACCCUGUGUCCCAGACUGUAAAUCAACACAUAUAUUUUCAGCAUCAUUAUUGUUUCCUGACUUUUUAUGAUAAUAUUCUGUCUUUUACAGCUUUUUUUUCUGACUUUCAUUCAUUGCCCCACUCAUCAAUCUCAUUCAUCCUUCUGCCCGCCACCAGCUUUGCUCGUUUGUGCCCAAUCACAGGUUGUUGAAGCCAAAAUCUACAGCAAUCUUUACAAAUGUAUGUAUUUAUAUAUAAAUAUAUAUGAAAUUAUAUUAAAAUGAAAAGAUGUGUGGA